Molecule: messenger RNA, 1310 nt
Organism: Physella acuta
Lineage: Eukaryota; Metazoa; Mollusca; Gastropoda; Physidae
Product: 26S proteasome non-ATPase regulatory subunit 9-like
Biological process (GO): proteasome regulatory particle assembly
Cellular component (GO): cytoplasm; nucleus
Molecular function (GO): protein binding
Source: RefSeq, a predicted model, not a curated record
GGUGUAAACUAAAAUGGCGGCCACCAAGCGCUUCCAAGAGCUAAGCAAAAGAAAACAUGAAAUCGAAAGUAACAUAAAACAGUUUAUGGACCUCCUAGAAUCACAAAAAAGUGUUGGCCUGAAUGAACCAUUGGUGGACGCAGAAGGUUUUCCAAGGUCAGACAUUGAUGUGUACUCAUGUCGCCAUGCCAGACACCAGAUUUCCUGCCUUCAAAACGAUCAUAUUUCAAUCAUGAAAGAAAUUGAGGAAGAAUUAAUAAAUAUCCACCAAACAGCUCGUGCCAAUAAAGCGGGCGAGUCUCUCAACACAUGCACAAUCACAUCAGGAGAUGAAAUCAUGGAAACAGAACGUAUUCCAUUUGCUUUGAUUGACAGGGUGGACCAGGGCUCACCAGCUGCUCAUGGGGGACUAGAAGUGGGGGAUCAGUUGAUAGAAUUCGGAUCAGUCAUGUCUGAGAACUUUACCAAUAUGCAGUCAGUGGCUACAGUUGUACAGCAUUCCAAAGAUAAACCACUGAGAGUUGUUUUACAGCGGAAUGGUCGUGUUUUUAAUGUAAAUAUCACACCAUCAACAUGGAGUGGUCCUGGAUUGUUAGGGUGCAAUAUUAAGCCAUUGAAUAAGUGAAACGGUCAUUGUAAGCUAUGUUGGUGAUUUAAUCUUUAGGUUUCUGUUGGGUGCACUGAUAAUAAUAAAAAGAUUUCAGUCAACUUUCAAGUCAUGGGGAGGUAUCUGUUUUUAAAGCACUUGAGUCAUCACUUAGCUCACCGCUAAAGAGUGGACAAAUGCUAGCUAGUGACUUUUUUAAAUGAGAAUUGUUUUGAACGAUUUCAUAUGAGUUUAAUUAUUUAGCAUUUUUUUAAUUAUUGUCUUAAUGUACAUGAAUCUAAAGAUUGACAUUUUAUCUUUUAUAUAUUGUUCAUUUCUCCUGAUAAACUUACAACACAUGUAGUUUUGCCUAGAAAUAUCUAUUACCUGUGUAGAUGUGGUUGGUAGUAUUUACAGGAUACUCUGGGCAAAUUUAGUACACGUAGAAUAUACUUCAAAGUUUUCUGUAACACCUACUUAAAAGUACUAGAGACUAAGCUAAUUUAGUACACUUAAAAUGUACUAAAUUGUUUCUGUAAACCCCUGACUCCCACUCCAUGGUUGGCAUCAGAUGGUUGCCAUGUUAAUAGAUAAACGGGUUGCCAUUUUAUUUGAUAAAAAUGUUGCAUGUUUGUUAUGGUUAACCCACAAAAUGAGAGAAAAGUGACCACAUGGUAUUGUUUUGUACAUACAUUUUUAAAAAAAUAAAAUCCUGUUUAAGCUG